Cucurbita moschata (crookneck pumpkin) is the source of this 970-nucleotide messenger RNA. Its product is annotated as two-component response regulator ORR11-like. The record is from RefSeq and is a predicted model, not a curated record. Gene Ontology annotation, biological process: phosphorelay signal transduction system; cytokinin-activated signaling pathway. Lineage: Eukaryota; Viridiplantae; Streptophyta; Magnoliopsida; Cucurbitales; Cucurbitaceae.
GGAUUUCGCCAUAUCCCAUUCUAAUCUUACGCCAUGCCUUCUUUCUUCUUCUUCUUCUUCUUCUUCUUCUCCAUUUAUAAACCCUAUCUUCUUCCUCUCCUUCUUCGCAAUCCCCUUUCUGUACCUUCUUCUUCUUCUUCUUCUUCUUCUUCUUCUUCUUCUUCUUCUUCUUCCUCAAUUCCCAUGGCCCUUGUCUCUUCUAAUGCUCAAUUCCAUGUCUUGGCUGUCGAUGACAGCCUUGUAGACAGGAAGCUGAUUGAAAGGCUGCUCAAAACUUCCUCCUUCAAUGUUACGGCUGUGGAUUCUGGAAGCAAGGCUUUGGAGCUUCUGGGUUUGGUUAGAGAGAGAAAUGGAAGCAUCCAUUCUCCUUAUUCCCCUGAAAAUCAUCAUCAUCAACAUCAAGAGAUUGAAGUUAAUCUCAUCAUUACAGAUUACUGUAUGCCAGAAAUGACAGGCUAUGAUCUUCUAAGAAAGAUCAAGGAAUCUGACUCACUUAAAGACAUACCUGUCGUGAUUAUGUCCUCUGAGAAUGUUCCAGCAAGAAUCAACAGAUGUUUGGAAGAAGGAGCCGAGGAGUUUUUGCUGAAACCAGUGAAAUUAUCUGAUGUCAACAAGCUUAAGCCUUUCAUAUGCAGAGGAAAAGCCAAGGAAAUGGAUUGCAACAAUCUCAAGAGAAAGGAAAUGGAACAGAGUCAAUCAUCUGAGAGAACAAGAGCAAAAUACAAUGAACCUCUCUAAAUCUAAACUUCCGGCUUACAUUAUCAGUUCUUAGAGUUAAAUGACCAUUAUUAUGUACUUUCUAAUGUUACAAGAGUGAAUCAUUUUGAGUGUCUGAAUGUACAAAGUUGAUGAAACUUCGGAUUUUUAGGCUUAGAAAUCUCAUUAUUUUGUAGUUUAGAUAUCUGUACUCAUGAUUCGAUCUCUACCAAAACAAACAAACAAAAUAAAGACAUACAAUCUUGUCUUUUAA